Messenger RNA from Rotaria socialis, 2028 nucleotides. NCBI's taxonomy places the organism in Eukaryota, Metazoa, Rotifera, Eurotatoria, Philodinida, Philodinidae. The record is from the annotation of a GenBank genome assembly.
AUGGCAACAUCGGAGAAUACCCUCGAUAUUAAUCUGCAAAAUUUAAAAGUCGAAGAAUCGACUACGCCGAAACCGGAAGUAGCCAACGCUGCCACUACGGAAAAAGUGGCUAAACCAAAAAAAGAAAAGCCUAAGCAGGACAAACCCAAACAAGAAAAACCUAAACAGGAAAAGCCCAAGCAAGAAAAACCUCAAGCUACUGAUGAAGCACCCGCAGAAGUACUGGAUUAUAAUCGAUCGCCUGAAGAAAUUGAAAAGGCAUUGGAAGAAUGGUCUAAGAAACCAUUGACAAUGAAUAAACGACAACCUGAUGAAAAAAUAUUACCAAAACCUGAUGUUCGAAAUAUCAUGAUAACAAGUGCUUUACCAUACGUCAAUAAUGUUCCUCAUUUGGGUAAUCUUGUUGGUUCUUUACUAAGUGCUGAUGUUUUUGCUAGGUAUUGUCGAUCGAGAAAUUACAAUACCUUAUUUAUUUGUGGUACUGACGAAUAUGGUACAGCCACUGAAACAAAAGCACUGGAAGAAAAAUGUACACCAAGAGAAAUCUGUGACAAAUAUUAUGCAUUGCAUAGAAAAAUUUAUGAUUGGUUUCAAUUAGAAUUUGAUUUUUUUGGACGAACAUCUACACAAAAACAAACUGAAAUUGCUCAAGAUAUUUUUUGGAAAUUACACAAACGAAAUCUUGUUUCUAAAAAUACUGUUGAACAAUUAUUUUGUGAAACUUGUCAACGUUUUCUAGCAGAUCGUUAUGUAGCCGGUACUUGCCCAGAUCCAGCAUGCAAAUACGUUGAUGCUCGUGGUGACCAAUGUGAUAAAUGUGGAAAAUUAAUUAACGCGAUUGAACUUGUUGAACCUAAAUGUCAAAUUUGUCGUUCAACACCACAAAUAAGAAAAUCUGAACAUCUAUUUCUUGAUUUACCAACGCUAUCACCUGAUGUUCAAUCAUGGUUUCAAAACUCAAGCAAGACUGGCCAUUGGACAAAUACAGCAAGUGCAAUCACUGAAGCUUGGCUUAAAAAAGGUCUAGAACCGCGCUGUAUUACACGCGAUCUUAAAUGGGGAACACCAGUACCUUUGGAAGGGUAUACAGAUAAAGUUUUCUAUGUAUGGUUUGAUGCACCCAUUGGAUAUAUAUCCAUUACAGCAAAUUAUACCGAUGAAUGGGAAAAAUGGUGGAAACAACCGGAUCAAGUUUCAUUAUUUCAAUUCAUGGCUAAAGAUAAUGUACCAUUUCAUUCCGUUAUCUUUCCAGCUUGUCUCUUGGGAACACAAGAUAAUUAUACAACAGUAAAUAAUCUCUCUGGCAUAGAUUAUCUCAAUUAUGAAGACGCUAAAUUUUCUAAAAGUCGUGGUAUUGGUGUAUUUGGUGAUCAUGCACAAACUACAGAAAUUCCUUCGGAUAUUUGGAGAUUUUAUCUUAUGUAUGCUCGACCAGAAACACAAGAUAGUGUAUUUUCAUGGACUGAUUUAAUGUCGAAGAAUAAUUCCGAAUUAUUGAAUAAUUUAGGCAACUUCAUUAAUCGAGCGAUUGCUUUUUGCGAAAAAAAUUUUGGUGGUAAAAUUGGUGAUGCUACUCAAUUAGAAGCAGAAAUGGAUCGAAAAUUUGUUGCUCAAAUUACUUAUGAACUAAAUGGUUAUUUAGAAGCAAUGGAAAAGACCAGACUUCGUGAUGGUAUUAAAUGUGUUUUACGCAUGUCUCGUUAUGGUAAUCAAUUUUUACAAGUAAAAGAACCAUGGAAAAGAUGUAAAGGUUCCGAUGCUGAAAAACGCGAUGCUGAAAUUAGUAUCACUCUUGCAUUAAAUCUCGUUUAUUUACUUUCAUUGGUUCUUCACCCAUUUAUGCCAACAACAUCGGAUGAAAUUCGACAACAACUCAACAUUCAAGAAACGACUUAUGCAUUAGAUAAUGCAUUUCGUUGCUAUUUACCAGUCGGUCAUACUAUCGGUCAAGCCAGACCAUUAUUUAAACGUGUUGAACAGGCUUUGGUCGAUGAAUAUCGUUUACGUUUUUCAGGUCAAAAAAAAUAA